This is a messenger RNA of Periophthalmus magnuspinnatus, 1307 nucleotides long. Its product is annotated as amyloid beta A4 precursor protein-binding family B member 1-interacting protein-like. Gene Ontology annotation, biological process: signal transduction. The record is from RefSeq and is a predicted model, not a curated record. Gene Ontology annotation, cellular component: plasma membrane; cytosol. Bases 27 to 1307 code for a protein of 426 amino acids. The transcript has 12 exons. Lineage: Eukaryota; Metazoa; Chordata; Actinopteri; Gobiiformes; Gobiidae.
GCACAGUGUGAGAGGAGGACAAAAAGAUGGAUGAAAUAGAUGUCAUGUUUAAUCACCUGCUCGAGGAGAUGGGCGAUCUGACUCAGAGCCUGGUCAAGGUUGUGGACAAAGGUGCCGAUCCAGAGGCUAACUCCUCUGCAGCUUCAGAUCUCAGUGAGCCUCUAAAUAACUUGGAUAACUCUGAGUCAGACAAACUUGUGGCUCAACCAGAAGAGACUGCCCCAAUAGACAACCACACUGCUACAUGUGACCCACCUCUUCCUUCAUCCUCAUCUGUUACAUUUGCAUCACCUGCUAAUCUUGUCACGCACACACUUGAACCAGUGGAAGUUCAAAACAACCUGUCAGCACCAAAACUCACAACACUGCAAACGGCAAACAAUGAAAAACCACAAGUGAUGAUUAUAAAGGUGUGGAUGUCAGAUGGCAGCACCAAGACCCUAAUGGUGGAGGGGGCACAGACAGUGAGAGACGUUCUGUAUAAACUAUUUGACAAAACUUACUGUGACUGCGGCACUGAAUGGAGCCUGUGUGAAAUCAACCAGGAACUGCACACCGAAAGGAUUUUGGAGGACCAUGAGUGUGUUGUGGAGUCUCUCUCAACUUGGACAAGUGGGACUGGCAACAAACUGUAUUUCCUGAAAAGACACCAGAAACAUGUCAUGUUCACACAGCCCCAGUUCUUUUACAUGUGGAAGAAGUCGUGUAUGAAAACCAUAUCUGAGCAAGAGCAACAACUUUUGCUCAAGGAGAACUUUGAGGGUUCAACAGCAGUAGUUCCUGAUCUUGAAGGCUGGUUGUACCUAAAGGAUGAUGGGAAGAAAGUGUGGAAGCCACGUUACUUUGUGCUCAGGGCGUCAGGGCUCUACUAUGUACCCAAAGGAAAGACCAAGUCUUCCAGUGACUUGGCCUGCUUCAUCCGUUUUGAACAAGUGAACGUCUACUCCACUGACGGCUACAGGCUGAGAUACAGAGCCCCCACAGACUACUGCUUUGUACUGAAGCAUCCUUGCAUCCAGAAAGAGUCUCAGUAUGUGAAGUUUCUUUGUUGUGAACAUGAAGACUCGAUGCUGCUUUGGGUCAAUUCCAUAAGGAUAGCCAAGUAUGGGACGGUCCUCUACGAGAACUACAAGGUUGCACUAAAAAGAGCACAGCAUCCACCAAACCAAUGCAUCACCAGCUCAGACAAACUCGAUAGACAAAUUGUCAAGUUUGCUCCUACCCUGGACCCAUGCACAGAAAUAGAAGAUGAGGCUCCACCUGAUUUCAUUCCACCUUCUCCCCCUGGAUACACGGCAAUACUUUGA